GGAUCUGUUUUAUGUCACAGUCGCAUUUUUCCUACAGGUGGCUGCUAAAACUAGAUCAGUACAAAAGUAAAACAAUAGGCCUAAUUCACAGUGUUAAACAUCCCGUACAGCUACAUGUACACUAUACUACAUGUAUAUUGUAUCAGAACACCUGAUAAUGUUAUACAAUGUACCAGUAUGUACAUACAGCACUAAUGAAUGCUUAAUGAAAACCCAACCCUGCUUAAAAUUAAUAGGACAAAUGUAAAGUUUGAAGGAAUUUAAGGUAAAGUUAAAAAAUAAAAAAACCAAAGGAUUACACGUGACUUUGGCCGCCCAUACACACCCGUGUACACAUGUAAAUUGGAGACAAACUGAGAGUGGUCUGUAUUCAUAGUCAGUCAAGCACCAAUCAUAUCCUGAAUUGCUAUUUCAUCAUUCAUAUUCACGGUUGGAUGAACGGACAUUUACCGGUAUAGUAAUUUAACCUUGUACUGCCCACUGAUCGCUGUCACACACAUGUACACAAUAUGCAUGUAAUGAUGUACAUGUACUGGUAGAUCAUACCGUACGUGUACAUGGCCAUGCACAGUGCAUGCAAAAGUUCAGUCUGAGUACCGUAUUGUAUUGGUCGGUCCUCUGUGAGGACUUGAGCAGAUGGUGAGUUUUGAAUGGUACUGGGUGUGUGCAGAGGUAGCCCAAGCACAGCUACAUGUAAGUUUCAGGUCAGGCCCAUUUAGUGAUCGAGUGCCUUCUUGGCAGACCCGGGAGAAGGAGAAUUGAAGUCAGUAUGAGGUUACGAAGAAUCCACAAACUGGUGAUAGCUGUCACAUGCCUCCUCAUGUACACCGUGUACAGGGUCACCAAUGAUGCAAGUGACGGGAAUCGGCAUGAUGGGGACAGCCAUGUACAGCAGGCUCCAAAUGCGGCAAACCCGGUCGAGCCUGUGCGGCCAAAGAUGGAAGACGCCAGGGUGCCUAGACUUGAAAAACAGGACAAGUCGGUCGUGGCUGUGCAGCCUCCGGUCAAACAGUCCGACUCCGAGAUCCCCGUGGUCAACCCCGUCAACGUCGGCACCAACAGGACUGGGCAGGCGGAGCGAAUCAGGCAGGCCAUCCUGGAGAUCAACAGCCGGGAGGAGAUUCACAACCUGGCCCGGUUCCCGUUGCGGUCCAAUGCCAGUGUCGUCAUUUUGGUCAUGGUGCACAAGAGACUGGAGUAUCUACGUUACCUCAUCGAUUCCUUGCGGGGAGUGCGGGACAUUGGUGAUUCCCUGCUCAUAUUCAGCCAUGACUAUUACUCAGAGGAGAUCAACGCUCUGGUCAAAACGGUUGACUUUUGUCAGACUAUGCAAAUUUUUUAUCCGUAUUUAUUGCAAAUCUACGAGAAUGAGUUUCCAGGAGAGGAUCCCGGUGACUGCCCUAGAGACAUGAAGAGAGACAAAGCCAAAGAGAGGAAAUGUAACAACUGGGAGCACCCAGACAAGUACGGUCAUUACCGAGAGGUGCGAUUUGUCAUGACCAAGCAUCAUUGGUUCUGGAAGCUCCAGCAUGUGUUUGGGGGUCUAGGCGUCACCAAGAGCCACAAAGGUCUAGUCUUGCUCAUUGAAGAGGACCACUACAUGACUCCCGAUGCCUACUACUUGCUGCAAAAGAUGUAUGAACUGAAGGGCAGCAAAUGUCCUGAGUGUGAUAUUUUCACAUUAGGGACAUAUGAGAAGAGCAGACGAUACAAGGAGAGGGGAAAUGUGGUAGACGUGCUUCAGUGGUACUCUUCCAGGCACAAUAUGGGCAUGGCCCUGGACAGGAGUACGUGGGAGAGACUCCAACCUUGCGUGAAGGAAUUUUGCAAGUACGACGACUACAACUGGGACUGGACGUUACAACACGUCAGCCUGACCUGCCUGAAGCCUAGCCUGACAGUCAUGGUCCCCAAAGCACCACGGAUCUUUCACAUUGGUGAAUGCGGCAUUCACCAUAAGGGCAGGUGCGACGCAGCCAUGCUAGUCAAGCAGCUGGACAGCACCGUGGCAGCCAGCGCCGACUACCUCUUCCCUGGCAGCCUGGCUGUGACGCCGCCCACCCGUGCCCUGUACAGGAAGCUGCCCCGCCCCAACGGGGGCUGGGGGGACGUGCGGGACCACGCCCUCUGCAUGGCAUACGGCCAGAUGGGUGCCGCCGCCAAGUCGAAGUUAUGAUGAACGGCCGCGUCGGCCACGCCCUUGUGCCUUAUUUUCCUCUAAUAGUCCCUCUGAGAUGCUGAACUACACGAUUUUUACAAUUUCUAGUGCAAGAACACUGUGAGUGGUAACCAGCAGUACACGGCCUUUCUUCAAAGCAGAUUCGUAAGGCUGGAUUCCUCUCUUUUAUUACUAGGGAAACCCAAAUGGCUUUCACAUUGUUUCACCUAUCUGACAAUUGAGAUUUAAUCCCUGACCAGUUAUUUUUUCUUCUUUUGUUGUGGCAGGUUUUCUGUCGUUUAUGAAAUCAAAUGUUAAUGUAUAUAAAGGCAUUCAGAGAUGUAAUUCUUUGCUGAAGCUACAAAAGACAUUAUUUAAGAACAGACUUUAUGCAUUCCUUGUGUUGCCCUUAAUCAUGAUAAAUUACUGAAUUCCCUCAUAGUCAGACCAAAAGCAAACUAACGUUGUUCUUUGACUUGUCACAUUUUGGUUCUGUCCUGUCAUUUUAACUUUUACCAUCAUUAUUCAACAGGUCUACUGCCUCAUUGAAUGAGUGGUCAAGGUGUUGAAUAUGUGGUUCAGUUAAGAUAUGAAAUCAUGGACAAGAAAGAGUGAAAAAACACAUUGGAUAAAAGUGAAAUUGUGAAAAAGUGAAAUUCAAAAGAAAAAAUUACGAAUGUUGAAAAUUUAGGUUUAAAAGGUUGAAAAAGGGAUUCAUUGAAUGUAAAAAUGUGGGAGAACAUUUCCCGAAGACACCAUAUCAUUUGAUUUCUUCCUCGUUGUGGCUCGAGUGCUGAAAGUCUUUCCUGUGUAAAUCUUAAACAUUUUGACGUCAUGCUUUCUUUACAUUUGUGCUCUUCUAUGGGCACUUGAACGAUCAUGGCCCACCUCACUGCCAUAGGAAAGCGAUUGAUAUCGGUUACUCCAAAGAAACUAUCAGCUAAUUGCACUUGCUGAGAUUCGGAUUCAGGCAAACAGAAUUGCAUAACCCGCUGGGCUAUUUCUAAAGAUCUCCCCUUUACACGCUUUAGAAUCGAAAUUACACCGUGAUAUAGGGUGAACAUUCCACAUAGCAUGAAUUCACCUUGAGUAAACGUAUUUCAGAUCUGAUUUACAGGUAAGGUAAUAUCAUUUGACCAAGGUACAGGGGGUUUAAAGGAAGAAUGCUUUGUAAAUGUUCGAUUGUGACAGAAUGAUUGUGGGCUUAUUUGGUUGGGUAGCCAAUAGACUUCAGUAAGGAUGACGACUCACUUUGCACACAUUGUGUAUAAUGCGUGUGUACUUUCCUGUGGGUGGUCAGUGGACUGUGGGCCCCUACUGGCUCCACAGGACAGUGUACAUGUAAUGCUCAGUGCAAGAAUCGCUUGACUUGGUUAUACCACAUAUAUACUGACUGGAUAACCUACAUGCCUGUAUGUCUGUAUAUCGCCAUGCCUCAUACAAAUGAGGACUCUGUGGCUGGAGCUCCUUUGGACCUCAGCAGGUGGCUGGCACCCCGUUCUGUGCAGCCGAGUGCGUUUAUAGUUUGCCAGGUUUUUAAACAUCAGGGGUGAGAUUUCUCGGCUUUUUAGCUGAUUUCAGCUUUUUGUUUGGGACUUCAGCUUUUUUUCCUCUCUGGCUGUGUACAAAAGUAUAGGAGAUGUUUACAGUUCAACUUCUUUAUGUCUUUUUCAGCUGUUUUCAGCUAUUUUUAUCAUUGGUCAAUCUCAUCCCUGCAUUGUUGAGCCAUACCCUAAUUAUUCUUGGGUUAAAAUUAUAGAUAUUAUUUUUUGUAUCCCUAGUGUAACUAAAACUAGAGUGAGCACACAUACAGGUGUUACAGUCUCCUGUUAAGACUUUAUUCAGUACAGAAAUGCAACUGGGCUUCCGAAAGUUGAGGCCUGUCGGCAGCCUAUCAGCCCUCAGUUCCCAGUCAGCAUGCUGAUCAGUGACAAAAUAUGUAACAGUUUGAAGUAUGAAUACUGCUCUCGUGAAAUUUUCUGUUUCAUGAUGUGGAAAAUGGCCUCUUGGGGGCACUGUUCUCAACAUCUGUGUUUUCAACCCUCUACUGACUCUCCCGUUGUCCACAAAUUGCAUCUUCCUUUUUGGGGGUGGGCCUGUUGUCUUCAGUUUUUAACCAGAUAUGCUAUUUUUCAAUUAUUUGUAGAGAUUGAGAAUAUCUUUUGAAAGCUACAUUUUUUUUGCAUCUACUUGUAAAUGACAACUUUAGCAGUAAUGGGUACCUCAUUUGUUUUUUUAAAAGGUGAUGGCAUUUGAUUUGUUUCCCCGAAAAGAUACAGCUGUGUACAUUUUACUUGUACAAAAGAGGAAAAAAGGAAAUUGCUUCUGACAGCUGGGUCAUUCCAUGAGGUUUGGGCACAAUUUGUGACGGUGUCCAUUGUUACAUAGGUUCUGUUAAAAUAAACAGCUAUUUCCCCGUAGGUGGUUUCGAAAUUAUACAUCUUGCAAGGCUGAAUACAGAGGUGUGUGUUACUUU
This is a messenger RNA of Acanthaster planci (crown-of-thorns starfish), 4634 nucleotides long. RefSeq names its product alpha-1,6-mannosyl-glycoprotein 2-beta-N-acetylglucosaminyltransferase (gene mgat2). NCBI's taxonomy places the organism in Eukaryota, Metazoa, Echinodermata, Asteroidea, Valvatida, Acanthasteridae. The record is from RefSeq and is a predicted model, not a curated record. Gene Ontology annotation, molecular function: alpha-1,6-mannosylglycoprotein 2-beta-N-acetylglucosaminyltransferase activity. Gene Ontology annotation, biological process: oligosaccharide biosynthetic process; protein N-linked glycosylation. Gene Ontology annotation, cellular component: Golgi membrane; Golgi stack.